UUUUUAUGACAAAGUAUGAAAAGUCAAGUUGCACAGUUCAGUGUCCUUAUUUACUUAAUCAUACAAUUAAAAACCUAUUUUCUGUUGAUCUGUUAUCUAAAAACAUUAUUUGUAAUAGACAAUAAGAUAAACUACGCUAUACAAGAUCUACAAAUUCAUCUGGUCAAUUGGUGUGGGGCCCUGAAAUACCUUUUGCAUAGUUCGGAUUACUUGACGAGAUGUGGGCAUGGGAACCUGAGACAUUCACCCGCCGAGUGGAAUAUCCUUCGCCAUUUCACGACGGUUAACGACACUCCGAUGGACCCUUGGCAACAGUUUCCAACGGAGGAGAACAUCGGCGAUCCCCCAAGAAGGAGAAGAUUCUGGGCCAGGCAAAGGAGGGAAAACCAAAGAGGUACCGAAUUGACUUGGAGGAUAUCUCUCCCCCAGGUCGGACCGGUAUCGGCAAGAGAAUCCUGGCAAACAGUGAGAAAAACAAUAAGCCUCCUAGGCGUGCGAACCAGCGAUGCUUACCUCUGACGUACUUGCAAGCGAUAACAAUACCUAGAACGGUCACGGCCCCAAUUACGAAAAAUAAACACAAUUAAAUAACUAUA
Messenger RNA from Cimex lectularius (bed bug), 596 nucleotides. RefSeq lists its product as uncharacterized. The transcript is spliced from 3 exons. The coding region runs from base 16 to 519 and encodes 167 amino acids. The record is from RefSeq and is a predicted model, not a curated record. Lineage: Eukaryota; Metazoa; Arthropoda; Insecta; Hemiptera; Cimicidae.